Molecule: messenger RNA, 2741 nt
Organism: Daucus carota subsp. sativus
Lineage: Eukaryota; Viridiplantae; Streptophyta; Magnoliopsida; Apiales; Apiaceae
Product: wall-associated receptor kinase 4
Exons: 3
Coding region: 55-2400 (781 amino acids)
Biological process (GO): protein phosphorylation; cell surface receptor signaling pathway
Cellular component (GO): plasma membrane
Molecular function (GO): polysaccharide binding; ATP binding; calcium ion binding
Source: RefSeq, a predicted model, not a curated record
AGAGCUAUACACAACACUACACAACUGAAUAUACCAAAAUCUUAAACAAUUUAAAUGCAGCUCCUUCUCCUCCUCCUCCUCGCUCUGCAGCACUUCUGUUCGGGAUUAAAAGCGCAGAAGUUGAUCACUACUGUCACAUUCAAUGUCACAUACAAUAUCACCGACGACAAUCACAGUAUUUUGAACGCUGAAACCAUCACAAAGCCCGGAUGUCCAAAAAAAUGCGGAAAUCUCACAGUAACAUAUCCUUUUGGCAUCAUUUCAGAAGGUCUCAGCUGUUCCAAGGACCCCUCACUUGAUAUUACCUGCAAUUAUUCAACCAAUCCUCCUAAGGCUUUCAUAAAAACGGGUAAUCUCGAAGUUUAUGAUAUAUCCAACACCAAGUUACGUAUAUUAAAUCUUAUGGCUUCCAGAUGCUAUGAUUCUGGGGUACUAACUGGAGGACAAAAUUCGCGAACAAGAUUGAGGGGAACUUCAUAUAUGUUUUCCAAUGCAAAUGUUCUCACAGUUGUUGGUUGUGAUGACUACGCCUACUUGUACAAUGCUCCAAACACAACAUUGCCUAAGGGAUGCCUUUCCACAUGCCAACACACUGAACAAGCCCUUGAAGACGAUUGUACUGGCACCGGCUGUUGUCAAAUAUCCGUCAAUCUCCAGCAGUAUUUCCAACUCAGACUUGGAAGCUUUAGUAACCAUACAAAUUUAUCAUCCUCCAACAAUUGCGGGUAUAGCUUUUUGGGUGAGAGAAGCAGAUUCAAGUUUCAAGGUAAAUCAGAUCUUGAUGAUCCAAACUUCUUAAACAGAACAAUGGCUAAUGUUCCUAUAGUACUUGACUGGGUAAUUGAGAAUAAAACUUGUAGUGAAGCAUCUAAAGACUUAGAUUCUUAUGCUUGCAUACACCCAAAUAGCGACUGCAUCAAUAAUUAUCACUCUGGAGUAUUUCAAGGAUAUCGCUGCACCUGCAAAAAUGGUUACAAGGGUAACCCGUAUCUCAGUCCAGGAUGCGAAGAUAUCAAUGAAUGUGAAGAAAGAAAUAGUUGCGAGCAUGACUGCAUUAAUACUCCAGGAAACUAUAGUUGCUCUUGCCGGCCCGGGUACUAUGCCGAUGUUGAUGAAUUUGGAAAAUGCAUCCCUAAAAGCUCCAAGUCCCAACCGAUCAAGUUAAUCUUAGGUAUUGUAUUUGGUUGUCUGUUGAUAAUCAUUGGAAUGAAUUGGUUGUAUUGCUUCAGUAGGAAAAGACAACACGCUCAACAAAGAGAGAAAUACUUUCACCAAAAUGGAGGCCUCCUGUUAAGACAGCAGAGUACUUCAGAGGGUGGUGCUGUUGAGUCAACGAAACAUUUCACUUACGAAGAAUUGAAGAAUGCAACCAACAACUAUGCAUCUGAUAGGAUUCUCGGACAAGGUGGUUAUGGUGUAGUUUACAAAGGAAUUUUACCAGAUGAACGUAUAGUUGCCAUAAAAAAGUCUAAAAUACUGGACAAGACUCAAGUAGAACAAUUUAUUAACGAGGUGAGGAUUCUUACACAAGUUAAACAUAAAAAUGUUGUUAAACUUUUGGGGUGUUGUUUAGAAUGUGAGGUACCGAUGCUGGUAUACGAGUUUGUAUCCAAUGGCACCUUAUUCCAUCACGUUCACAAUGUUGAUGGUUCUGGUUCAUGGUUAUCAUUGGAGAAUCGGCUGAGAAUUGCAGCUGAAUCUUCCGGUGCCCUUGCAUAUCUCCACUCUGCGGUUUCUAUACCCAUCAUUCAUAGAGAUGUCAAAUUAGCUAACAUUUUACUAGAUGAUAACCAUGUGGCUAAAAUUGCGGAUUUUGGAGCAUCUAGGUUGAUACCCAUGGAUCAAACAGAAGUGACUACACUAGUCCAAGGAACUUUGGGGUACUUGGACCCUGAAUACUUCCAUACAGGCCAACUGACUGAGAAAAGCGAUGUUUAUAGUUUUGGAAUAGUCUUUGCUGAGCUUUUAACCGGAAGACAACCAAUAUGCAUGGCUAAUCGUCCAGAAGAGAGAAAUCUAGCCACAUAUUUUGUUUCAUCCCUGAAGGAAGACCGGUUGUUUCAAAUUAUUGAGCCUCGAUUAUUGAAGGAAGGGACGAUAGAUCAACUUCAAAAGGCCGCUCAACUUGUGAAGAGGUGUCUUAGCCUUAAUGGCGAGGAAAGACCAACAAUGAAGGAAGUGAUGAUGGAAGUCGAAAGCUUCAGAAAAUUUACCAAACAUCCCUGGGCUAAUCAGCAUGGAAAUGAAGACACCGCAAGGUUAAUAGGUCAAAAUGAGUUUCCGCAUUCAGAUCUUUAUGAAAUUCAACUAAGUUCUUACCAUAAUGUGGUGAAUGACUCUGAACAAUACAGUUCAAGUGCUACUAUUAGUUUGUUGCACCCACCAACUAGCCCUCGCUGAGACAUGGCAAGUUCUGUCACAAGAAAAGCGGCUAAUUUUGACCGUUUUUCGACCUAAAGUGUUUAUGAUCGCUUAAAUUGCAGCGACCCUCGUACUUCAUCGACCGAAAGCGUUUAUGAUCGAAAAUAACAGGUCGAAAGUAAGAAAAGCGACCGGUCGACCAGUUCUGACUGUCGAAAUUAGUCGUUUUUGUUGUAGUGUGUGAUUUGUGACAUUGGCAACUAUGUAUGUGCUUGGCCUCUAGUGUCCAAAUAUUUCAUUCAUAUCAAGUACUGUAAGUGAUUUGUGUCUAUGAUUGGCUUGUAAGUUAAAUUUUUAAGUGGAGUAACUUUCAAUAUGAA